AUGAUCCGGUUCAUUCUCCUUCAGAAUCGGCAAGGGAAGACGCGUCUUGCGAAGUACUAUGUUCCGCUAGAGGAUUCAGAGAAGCACAAGCUAGAAUUCGAGGUUCACCGACUGGUGGUUCAUCGCGAACCGAAGUUCACAAACUUUGUCGAGUUCCGCACGUACAAGGUGAUCUACCGGCGCUAUGCAGGCCUCUUCUUCUCGCUCUGCGUUGACCUCACGGACAACGAGCUGGCGUACCUCGAGAGCAUCCAUCUCUUUGUGGAGAUCCUAGAUCACUUCUUCAGCAACGUCUGCGAGCUUGACCUGGUCUUUAAUUUUCACAAGGUUUACCUUAUCCUUGAUGAGUUUGUUCUUGCGGGCGAGCUUCAAGAAACAAGCAAAAAGGUCAUUAUCGAAAGAAUGGCAGAACUGGAGAAGGCAGACGGUCUCCAGCCGGAGCUGGAGGUAACGAGCCCCGCGUUCGGCGCUGAUAAGGGAUGUAGCGUCGAGGAGUUCACCGAUCUGAGCUUGCGCGAGGAAGAAGGUGACUGUAGCGAUCCUGCACGUGACUAUACCGAGCGGCACAUGGUGUUUUCAGAAGGCACGGCAGGUGUCACGUUAUCGAGCACGAAGCGCGCGCGCAACGAGCGGGACGGCGAAGGGAUGUGGAAGGCAGCCAAGCGACGAUGCGUGGCCUUCGAUUGUGUCACGAUCCCCCAUCUUCCUUCAUUAGGGGAACCUCGAAUUCAGCCAGACGUGCGAAAACCAGAUGCCUCAACGUCUUCACCAGCAUCAGAACCGACAAGGCGAAGCACCACGAGCAAAUCUCCCAGCCCAGUUUCUCGCCCUCAAGCAAUUCCUCUCACAAGCCCGCUCCCAUGUCCCACAGCUAGCGAUCUCCCCAUUCUCUCAUGUCCGUUAACGCGCUUCAAGCGGCAGCGGCCGCCGACAAUAGAUAUCCCGCGUAGGGGCUGCUUCACGUCGUCGCCGGCCGGCACGCCGGAUUCGGCGGCGGAGGAUGCGCUGGACGGCGUGGUGGAGGUGGCGGAGAGCGGCGCGUGCUUCGCGGUGGCGUGCAAGCGCGGGCGGAAAGCCGUGAUGGAGGACACGUACCAGGCGCUCAUGGGGUUCGCCGGGCGCGAGAGCGAUGUAAGUGCGAGGAUCUACCGGUUCUGCCUUUGCGUGUCAAGCAUUUGCGUGUCCUGCACCUGCACGUUGCCGUGGCUUGCAAGCGCGGGCGGGCGGAAGGCGGUGAUGGAGGACACAUACCAGGCGCUCAUGGGGUUCGCAGGGCGUGAGAGCGAUGCGUUCUUCGGGGUGUUCGACGGGCACGGCGGCACAGCAGCAGCUAAGUUCGCAGCGGCGGAGCUGGCGACCCGCGUGGCGCAGGCAGCCGCGCGCACAGGCGCGCACGCGAGUGAGGCGGCGCUGGUGGAGGGGUACCUGGAGGCGGACAGGCGCUUUCUGGAGCAGAACGUCGCCAGUGGCACCAGCUGCCUCACCUGCUGGGCCACUCCUGGGCGGCUUUUUUUGGCGCAUGCAGGGGACUGCAAGGCAGUGCUGGUGAAGGGGGGAAGGGCGGUGGCGCUGACAGAAGACCACCGGGCGGGCAGGGAAGACGAACAGGCUCGCAUCACUGCCCUGGGUGGCUUCGUGGACACAGCCACAGGCAUGCCGCGCGUGCAGGGCAUCCUGGCAGUGACGCGGGGCAUAGACGCGCACUUGAAGGCGUUCAUCACUCCGCAGCCAGACGUGGCGCAGGUACGCUUGGGAGCGGACUGCAGCGCUCUCAUUCUUGCAUCCGACGGGCUCUGGGACGUGGUGGCGCCACAAGACGCUGCUGACGUGGUCGCAGCAGUGGAGGCACGGGCAGCAGCGGGGGGAGCGCAGGCAGCAGCGGGGGAACCACCACCCCUCCUUGCACCCCCCAUUCCCGUGCCUCCACCACCCCACCUUGUCUACCCCGCCCACGUAUCCCCACCACCACCACUGCCACCACCACCACCACCACCACCACUACCACCACCUCCACUCCCACUCCCACCACCAGCACCCCACCCACACCCCGCCGCCUUUUCUCUCCCGGCUCCAUAG
This is a messenger RNA of Closterium sp. Yama58-4, 2076 nucleotides long. Lineage: Eukaryota; Viridiplantae; Streptophyta; Zygnematophyceae; Desmidiales; Closteriaceae. The record is from the annotation of a GenBank genome assembly.